AUGAUCGAAUACUCGGAGUCAUGGCUGAUUCUCACUCUCCUCCGGUGGAAAGGCUCCGUUUUCCCUCGAUCCUGCUACUUUGCCAUACCUGCAGCUAUCCUCACUGCGGUUUUAGUCAAGGUAGAAGAAACAACCCGAGUGCAGUUUCGAGAGGAGCUGGGGCUGUUGGAUGCCAACAGAAGUCAGCUAUGGAUAAUCUCUGUGGGUGUGCUGCAUGCUUUGCUCAUCUUCAGGAUCAACAGGGCUAUGGAACGCUUUUGGGAAGGUACUGGAUUGCUCCACCAGAUGCGUGGCGAGUGGUUUGAUGCUGUGAGUUGCUGCGUAACCUUCACCCGUGGCUCUAUAGCAACCAGGUACGAAGACACCAUGAAGUUCCGACACACCAUCGUGCGUCUGAUGAGUCUUUGUCAUGGAAGUGCUUUAGGAGAGAUUGGAGGUGAAGACUCUGAUUUCUGCGAGACCAUUGAUGCGGCUGGCUUGAGCGAUCUGACCCAGCACCACUUAACGGAGUGUGCGGAGGUUCUCCACUUCAAUCGUGUUGAGGUGCUGCUUCACAUGAUCCAGUCGUUGAUUACACACAACCUCGACAACGGGGUUUUGAGAGUCCAACCUCCAAUUCUCUCGCGCGUGUACCAGACGCUCUCCAGAGGGUUUGUGAAUCUCUUGAAUGCAAAGAAGAUUGCAGACACCAGAUUCCCCUUUCCAUUUUCGCAGCUCAUCAGCGGCCUCUUGUUGGUACACGUUGUUAUGCUUCCAAUCUUGCUCUCGGCCGUGAUUGCAGAAGUGUGGCUGGCGACCACUUUGACGUUCAUUCCCAUUUUUUCCAUGUGCUGCCUGAACUACAUCGGAGUUGAGCUGGAGAACCCGUUUGGACGGGAUGACAAUGACUUGCCCUUGAAGCAUUUCCAAGCUGAGAUGAACAACUGCUUGCUGAUGCUGCUGCAUCACUCAGCCGAUUUUAUGGCUGGUGUCAGCAAGCAGCGCUGCAUCGUGGACAUCCACGACAUUCGGGAGGCGAUGCGGGUGACUUCGAUGGAAAGCUGGCUACAAGAAACGAUUGCAAAGGCCGCUACAAGUUCCACCGAUGCCCCUGCAAAGGGCAGUGAGGUGCUCCACGAGGAUUCGACGGACUCUGCAACGAUUUCAGACUUUGAGGUUGACGCUUAUGGUGGUCACGUCAUCGAGAAGGUGCACCCCAUCUUCCCUGGGGCCAGAAGAGAUGAGGAGAAGCUGCAAUCAACAACUCUGCUUCAAGGUAUAGACCAGGUAGUUGCAGCCCUGAUGGGCAUCAGACAGGCCAUCGAGGUCCAGUCAGAAGAUGUUGGGCGGAGCAUUGACACCUUUGCAGCCUUGGCGGUCAACUUGAGGAAAGGCGGAGAAAUGGGUGAUGACCACGUCCUGGAGGAUGACGAGUCACAUGAUGCGGGCUUCACCCUGGCUUGGGACUGCGGGAUCCCUUUGCACGAAGCCCUAGGAUGA
Molecule: messenger RNA, 1479 nt
Organism: Cladocopium goreaui
Lineage: Eukaryota; Dinophyceae; Suessiales; Symbiodiniaceae
Source: the annotation of a GenBank genome assembly